UGGGUAGGGAUCAGGGAUCAGCUUUAUGUGCUCGCUGAUAAAUGCUCCUCCACAGGGAUCAAAGUUCUGCUGCGGGAGAUUCACAGCGAGUGUGUGUGAGGGUGUGUGUGUGUGUGUGGACUGUGGACCCCAGUGACAGAGGAAUCAGAUGGAGAUCAGCCUUCACACACACAGCGUGGGUCUGUGAGCUCCGUCUUCUGCUUCUGUGUCUCCGUCGGUCAUCAUGCUGCUCAGGACCGUCCUGCUUCUGCUGCUGACCUUCACCCUGCAGGCCCGCAGUGGGGCGCCGGACGCCGACAGAGAGACCUGUUACUCUCGCCAGCACCGGGACGUGACAGUGAACGUGCGUGUGGCUCUGGAGCAGCAGGGGGCGCUGAUGGUGCCGCGUGCCACCAACUCAGAGAAGGACUGCAUCCUGAGCUGCUGCGCGGAGGAUGUUAGUGCAGGUCUGAAGUGUAACCUGGUGGUGUUCAAGCCGGUGGGGGUCGAGGGUUCGGUCUGUCAGCUGUUCCACUGCCCGACUGAGAGAGACUGUCCACUGAUGCCGGCUGAUGCUGGAGUCAACACAUACAACAUCUUCAAGGGUUUAACUCAUCCAACAACUAAAGUCAACGCAAGAAUAACAGCCAGACCUGCAACCAGUACACACACACACACCACCACAACCACAACACACACAACCACCAGCACAACCACCAGCACAACACAAACAACCACCACAACCACACAAGCAGCGACAACAACCACUGCAGCACCAGCAGAACCGGCAUCAUCAUCAUCAUCAUCCAGCAGCUCUGAGUUCAACACAGAACCACAGACUGAGGGAGCGCUGAUGCUCAUGACCAACACACCACCCGCAGCCUCCACCUCCACCACCACAACACCCACCUCCAGCAGCAGAGCGCCCCGACCUCCGGUCAAACCCAGCAGAGCCAGAAAACCCAGCAAACCCUCCAGACCAGACACACAUCCAGUGAGAACCAGCAGACCAACACCAGCAACACCACCCACAACACACACUCCACCAACCACAACACACACUCCACCACCCACAACACACACUCCACCACCCACAACAUACACUCCACUAGCUACAUCCACAGCGCUCACACCACCAACUACAACACACACCCCAUCAACUACAACUACAACACACACUCCAUCAACUACAACUACUACAACACACACUCCAACUACAACUACAACAACUACGACUACACCAUACACUCCUUCAACUACAACAUACACACCACCAACUACAACACACACUCCAUCGGCCACUACUACACCCAGGAGCACCACCCCUAACACCCCAUUCCCCUCCCCAGUGCUGCGGGUGGAUGUCGGGGGGGUGCGGGGGUCCGUGGCUCUGCGUCCCCCAGUGCAGCCGGCCGUGUCCCGGGUGAUGUGGAAGAACAGUCUGGUGGCCGUGGUGGUGGUCACGCUCAUCUUCCUGCUGCUCAUCCUGGCUCUGGUGGGCCGUAAAGCCAUGGAGUCCUUCGACAGACGCCACUACACCCGUCUGGAGCUCAACGACCUGCACUAUGAAGUGUGAGGAGCGCGCGCACACACACACUGCAGAAACGCUCGCUGCUUCACACACACUGCUCACCAGAAGCGGCUCAAGCAGAGAAAUAUAGCAAUACACUGAACUCAGGUCCUGACGGCGCCACUGCUGAGAUCUUUCACUGGCCUCACAUCUGCUUUUCUUUCUCCGGGUUUCACUACGGGGGUCUCCACUGCACCGCACACCAUCACUGAAGCUUUUAUUAAAGGACACCUAUUAUGCCUUAUCACAUGUAUGAGAAGCGUAAACACAGCAGCAGUGUGUGCAGAUAUCCAUUCAUUACUUCUGUUUUCAUUAUCUCACUUUGAUUGACAUUCUCCCUCUAUCAUUACAAGGGGAAAGCCCCGCCCACUAGUGCCCCUCAUUAGCAUAAACAGCAGCCCUGAGUGAGAAGCAGCCAUCUGUCCAUUAGAGUGUUUGAGCUGCUGAAGAUAAUGUCAGCAUAGACUAAGAGGAUUAUAGAUGAAGCACAACUGAACAGAAACAGGAGUCUCCAUAGACUAGCAUGACGCACACACUGACACUGAAGCGCACAUCAGAUGUUGUGAUAAGGUAUAACAGGUCUCCUUUAAGCGCUGGUGAAGAGUCCCACAGACGUCACUGCGGUUGAUUUCUCUGUGUUCCUCCAGAUCUGUUGUGUAUUGUUUGAGAUGAGUGCGCAGCGGCGUGUGAAUGUGCAUAUUUGUGAUUGUUUUCUUCUGAUGGAUGUGUUUGAUUAUGGGUCACCGGUGGACAGCAUGCGGCACAUUCACUAAUGACUUCACUGAUGAUUAUUGAUCUGUUCUGAUCAUUCACUUGUGUUUGCAAUCUCAUUCUGCUUCACUGUUUUCUCAUCUGCUGUUAUUAACUUUAUUAUUAUAUGUUGUUGUUCAAUUUUGGGUGAGCUUUGGCUUUUACAGACACCUUCAGAUUAAUGUGAUUAUUCCUCUUGCAGAUCAAUAAAGGAGUCUUUUUUCAAUAUUUAAAA
Danio aesculapii is the source of this 2534-nucleotide messenger RNA. It is a transcript of the gene mansc1, whose product is annotated as MANSC domain containing 1. The coding region runs from base 224 to 1555 and encodes 443 amino acids. The record is from RefSeq and is a predicted model, not a curated record. Lineage: Eukaryota; Metazoa; Chordata; Actinopteri; Cypriniformes; Danionidae. The transcript has 4 exons.